Molecule: messenger RNA, 1164 nt
Organism: Drosophila ficusphila
Lineage: Eukaryota; Metazoa; Arthropoda; Insecta; Diptera; Drosophilidae
Gene: Or94a
Product: odorant receptor 94a
Exons: 3
Coding region: 1-1164 (387 amino acids)
Biological process (GO): sensory perception of smell; detection of chemical stimulus involved in sensory perception of smell
Cellular component (GO): plasma membrane
Molecular function (GO): olfactory receptor activity; odorant binding
Source: RefSeq, a predicted model, not a curated record
AUGGACAACCAGAAGGAUCGCAUUGAAUCCAUGCGCCUGAUUCUACGGGUCAUGCAACUAUUUGGCCUGUGGCCUUGGUCCUUAAACUCAGGAAAGGAUUGGACUUUCUCUAGUUUCCUGCAACACAACUAUCGUUUCCUGCUGCAUCUGCCCAUCACCUUUACCUUCAUUGGACUAAUGUGGCUGGAGGCCAUCAUAUCCAGUAACCUGGAGCAGGCUGGCCAAGUGCUCUACAUGUCCAUCACCGAAAUGGCUUUGGUGGUAAAGAUCCUGAGCAUCUGGUACUAUCGAACUGAAGCCUGGCAACUGAUGCACGACCUUGAGCAUUCCUCGGACUACCAACUUCGCAAUCAGGAGGAAAAGGAUUUCUGGCACCGAGAGCAACAAUUCUUCAAAUGGUUCUUCUAUAUCUACAUCCUGAUUAGCUUGGGUGUGGUAUAUAGUGGCUGCACUGGGGUGCUUUUCCUGGAGGACUACGAACUGCCAUUUGCAUAUUACGUUCCUUUCGACUGGCGAAAUGAGAGGAGAUACUGGUUUGCAUAUGGCUACGAUAUGGCGGGAAUGACGCUGACUUGUAUAUCGAAUAUAACCCUGGAUACAUUGGGGUGCUACUUCUUAUUCCACAUCUCUCUUUUGUACCGAUUGCUUGGAUUGCGAUUGAGGGGUCUUAAGAAUACUGAAGAUGAUUCCCAUUUUGGCCAGGAGUUACGAGGAAUUUUUAUUUUACACCAGAAAGUCAGAAGGUUAACCCAAUCCUGCGAGGCAAUUGUAUCACCUUAUAUCCUAUCUCAAAUAAUUUUAAGUGCACUGAUCAUCUGUUUCAGUGGUUACCGCCUUCAACACGUGGGAAUUCGAGACAAUCCCGGCCAGUUUAUAGCCAUGUUGCAGUUCGUGAGCGUGAUGAUUCUGCAGAUAUUCCUGCCCUGUUACUAUGGCAAUGAAAUUACAGUUUACGCCAAUCAGCUGACCAACGAGGUGUAUCACAUAAAUUGGCUGCAAUGUCGUCCUCCAAUUCGCAAAUUACUCAAUGCUUACAUGGAGCACUUGAAAAAACCUGUGACCAUUCGCGCUGGCAACUUCUUCGCCGUUGGAUUGCCCAUAUUUGUUAAGACUAUCAACAACGCCUACAGUUUCUUUGCUCUGUUACUUAAUGUAUCGAAAUAA